Molecule: messenger RNA, 1702 nt
Organism: Aedes aegypti (yellow fever mosquito)
Lineage: Eukaryota; Metazoa; Arthropoda; Insecta; Diptera; Culicidae
Gene: Nf-YC
Product: nuclear transcription factor Y subunit gamma
Exons: 5
Coding region: 334-1536 (400 amino acids)
Biological process (GO): regulation of DNA-templated transcription
Cellular component (GO): nucleus; CCAAT-binding factor complex
Molecular function (GO): DNA-binding transcription activator activity, RNA polymerase II-specific; protein heterodimerization activity; DNA binding
Source: RefSeq, a predicted model, not a curated record
GGAUUGGUCACUCCUGGACGAAGCGAAGAAGCGCUGUCAAACGCCAGAGCCAAUCGAAUUGUGGCUGCUUUGUUACUAUUGGUAAAAAGAUCCACUCAAUCAGCGUCCAGAGAAUUUCGGCCUCCUUCCGAUUGGAGCGUGCUCCACGCGUAUUGACAAAGUGCGUAAUUAGGUGAUUGGAUCUCCAGGUGCAAUCCAAGUGUAUACGGGUGUGAUUCGUGUUUCUUUGGUGACGCGUCAUAAAAGAUAAUCGGUGCUUGAUUACACAGGAAGCAGAAAUCCAAGUGGUCGUGAUUUUGAAUUUACGCGUCAAUCGCAGCAACCCAGAUUAAGAUGACCGAACCGGGUGCAGGACCUGAAAAAAUGACCGAGGCCCAGCGCGCCAUCGAAGACUUCUGGCCCCAGGUGUCGGAGGACAUGCAGCGGAUAAAGCACGUCGAACCCGGCAACCAAGUGCUCCCGUUGGCCCGCAUCAAGAAGAUCAUGAAACUGGACGAGGACGUUAAGAUGAUUUCCGCCGAAGCACCACUCCUGUUCGCCAAAGCGGCCGAAAUCUUCAUCCAGGAGUUGACGCUGAGGGCGUGGUUGCACACCGAAGACAAUAAACGGCGAACCUUGCAGCGGAGUGACAUCGCAAUGGCCAUAGCGAAGUACGACCAGUUUGAUUUCCUGAUCGAUAUUGUGCCAAGGGAUGAGAUCAAACCGGUGCGCAGGGAUUAUGAGACCAAACCUUCGACAGAUGACGUGCAGUACUAUCUACAGCUGGCUCAGCAACAUCAGCAGGCACUGCAGAGCAGUAGUAGUAGUGGGACGACGACGACGACGGGCGGUGCGGGGCCUAGUACCAGUGGUGCCAACAUUGUCCAGGUACAGACGGCUCCCGCCGUCGUAACGCAGCAACUGGCUCAGCCCGUUGUGCAGCAGCAGCAGGCGCAACCGGUGCAAGCUCAAGCUCCCCAGAUCGCCACCAUUGCAACCCCUACGCAGAACAUAUACCUCGCCAAUCCAGUCACGGGUACAGCAACCAUGCAAACGACAACAGCCAACACAAUCACGCCUACUCAGAUUGCGACAGCAGCAGCAACACAACCAUUCCAAUUGGUUCAGCAAGUUCUAACACCGACCGGAGAAGUGACGCACAUUCCCAUCCCCCUAUCCCAGAGUCAGCUCAACUUCAUCCGCUCUCAGAUGCAAAUUCAAGGUGCCACAAACGUUGCGACCACAUCAACCGCAGCAACGCCACAACCCAUCAUCAUCCAGGCACCGCAAAUACAAGCCGCUCCGACCAUCAUCCAGGCGGCCCCGGGCAGCGUAUUUCUGAACGCAGCACAGCUUCAACAGUUGCAACAGCAGCAGCAGCAACAACAACACCAACAACAGCAACACCUUCCCCAUCAGCAAACGCACAUCAUUCAGCAAUCGCCAGUUGUGCAACAGCAACACCAGCAGCAGCAACUUCAUCAGCCUCAGCAUCACCAAGUGCACAUACAGCAGCAACACCAACAGCAUCAGUCGCCACUCAAAACGGAGUUUUAGAUAUUAUGUAAGGUUAUAUAGGUAAGAGUUAGGUAUAUAAAGUUAACCGUUGUCAUUGUAAAUAGUUUGUCAUCUUGUGUAAGAAUUUAUAUGAACAUUCGUCACCGGCCAUACGAAAUAAUGUACUUGUAAAUAGGGAAAUAUGAUCGUAACUACACCAAAUUAA